Folsomia candida is the source of this 538-nucleotide messenger RNA. RefSeq lists its product as uncharacterized. Bases 16 to 426 code for a protein of 136 amino acids. Lineage: Eukaryota; Metazoa; Arthropoda; Collembola; Entomobryomorpha; Isotomidae. The transcript is spliced from 2 exons. The record is from RefSeq and is a predicted model, not a curated record.
UACAAGGUUACAAACAUGCGAGUAAAUUUCUGGAAGUUGCAAAUGCUUUGUAUACCGAUUCACGAAUUUUUAGACGAAAAAAGUCGAAGAGUUCCGUCCCACGACGACGAGACUACAUACAUGUUCGAAGUAUCCGGCGAAUUCGCCCAGAUGCUCGCAACUAUUGGGAAGGGUCACGAGGACGAGCAAUUUUCUCGAGAAGUGGUGGCCACGUGGGUAGCCUUUGCUGCCACGGGGAAGCCAAACGGUCCUUGGGUUGAUUGGCCAGCGUAUAACGAGCAUGGUACAUCGCCCAAGAAGUGGAUGCAUAUCGAAAAAGGAGCAAAAGUUGAACCCAUUCCAGACUCGUGGGAAGUUAGUGAUAAAUUUUGGAAGGGUCUGAACAUCAAGGAACUUGGGGGGACGUGGAAGUCAGACGAAGCAUAGAUAAGGUGGGGUAGUGUAUUGUAUAAAUUCAUAAAGAUACAUUUUUUGCUGUAUGUAUCAAUUUGAAUGUCUUUAUUGUAGUAAAAGAUUUUUGAGUAAUGAAAGAAACAAA